CAGUGUACGACUUUUACCAUGAGGUAGACUACGAGGCUUAAUGUAAGACGUAAGACUGUCUCUAAUAACAAUGGAAGAAUCUACCAAUGCGGAUCAGGAAGCUCUGCAAAGGAAACUUGACUUAUACCUAAACGAACUGCGUCUGCUGGCCAAACCUCUGUCUGCUGAGCUAAGGCAGAAAAUUAGCGACGAGCUGCUGGCCCGGUUGGCACUUUCCUUGCUGAAUGAGACAGUUUUCGCCAUAGUCAAUGGCCUGAUGGAAAUACAGCAUGUCACCGAGUCACAGCUCGAGCAGCAGCGAAUGGCCCUCACCAAGCAGCAUCGAUUUGAGAAAUCAAGACUUGCUGAAGCAUUAAAGAAAUCUAGUGAAAGCAGUGAAAUCAAGAAAAGGCGAACGGAUGAACUGGAGCGAAGUCAUACUGAAGCGCUCAAAGAGCUUGACAUCUCUAUCCUUGGGCAGUUCGACCAUAAGGUUGCUGACCAGCAGUGCACCUUGGAAUUGGCAGGGGUGCCGGGGUUUUUCGUGACAACCAAUCCAGUUGAUGUUCAGGCCCAGAUGCACCUCUUGGACUUCAUUAUCCAACUAAGUGUGCUCAAACCAAAUUCAACAGUCUGAUAAUGUAUUUUAAUUGCAUGACAAAUUUCUGUACAAAAUACAAAUAAAAAACUAUAUCUAUGGA
Cloeon dipterum is the source of this 680-nucleotide messenger RNA. It is a transcript of the gene gdl, whose product is annotated as gonadal protein gdl. The transcript has 4 exons. Lineage: Eukaryota; Metazoa; Arthropoda; Insecta; Ephemeroptera; Baetidae. Bases 71 to 616 code for a protein of 181 amino acids. The record is from RefSeq and is a predicted model, not a curated record.